Messenger RNA from Beauveria bassiana ARSEF 2860, 309 nucleotides. RefSeq lists its product as uncharacterized. The transcript is spliced from 3 exons. NCBI's taxonomy places the organism in Eukaryota, Fungi, Ascomycota, Sordariomycetes, Hypocreales, Cordycipitaceae. Bases 1 to 309 code for a protein of 102 amino acids. The record is from RefSeq and is a predicted model, not a curated record.
AUGUUCUCAAUACGCGCUGCGACGGCUGUUCGUCGCCUGCCUACCUUGCGCCGUCAAUUGGUCCCUUCAAGAACAUAUGCCACAGAACAGUCGGCCAACCCUACCACAAGUUUCUACAAGACCUUUUCAAGGCCCAUAGCCAAGGUCAUGAUCCUGGCCGUCUUUACGUAUCAAGUCGCGUACUGGACCUGGUCAAAAUUGGAAGCAGACGAAGCGUGUGAUAAGAUUGAUGCCGAGAUUGAGACAUUGGAGAAAAAGGUGAAUGAUUACAAGGAGUCCAAGGCUGUUGUCAAGGUGGAAUCCGAGUAG